AUGAGUGCCACUACAGAGAAGGGUCAGCCUAUGCCUGAGGUGACUUCUCCCAAGGCCUCAGCGUCUGAAUCGGAUCUUGCGAGGGCUCAGACAUCUUCUGGCGACUCUGUUGAAGAGGUCCUUUCGGCUGCUGGUGUAGGCUUCAAGCCUGAUGAUCCCACGCUACCAUGUCUUACCCUCCGCAUGUGGUUCAUUGGCAUCGGCUUCUGUCUCGUCGGUAGCGGCGUGAAUACCCUCUACACCCUUCGAUUCCCUUCCAUCAGUCUAUCGCAGUCCGCCAUUCAAUUCCUGGCAUAUCCCGUCGGCAAAGCUUGGGAGUAUGUCGUUCCUGACUGGGGCUUCACCUUGUUCGGCAAGCGACAUAGCCUCAAUCCAGGACCGUUCAACCACAAGGAGAACAUGCUCAUUUACAUCUUGGCCAACCUCAGUUUUCUGACAAGGCUAAGCGCUGAUGUCCUUACCGAGCAGCGUGUCUUCUACGGUCUGAAAGCAGGAUGGGGCUUCGAGCUGCUCGCAACACUCCAGUCAAUCCUCUUCGGAUUCGCAUUGGCGGGUCUCGCUCGUUCCUUGGUUGUUGAGCCCAAGGGCCUUGUUUGGCCUGGAGUUCUUGGAAACACUGCUCUCAAUGCUGCUCUGCACGCGCCAAAGCAGGAAGUCAAGGUUGGCACGAUGUCGCGUUACCGUUUCUUCCUCCUUGCCUUCUGUGCUUCUUUCUGUUGGUACUGGUUCCCGGAUUUCAUUUUCCCUGCUCUGGGCUACUUCACCUGGAUCUGCUGGGUUGCUCCCAAGAACACUGUCGUCAAUCAGGUCUUCGGUAUGAAGAGUGGACUUGGGCUUCUGCCUUUUACCUUUGACUGGAGCCAGAUUGCUUACAUCGGAUCGCCUCUCGUCGUGCCUGUUUGGGCUAUCCUCAACGUCCUCGCCUCCCUCGUCUUUUGGAUCUACAUCAUUAGUCCGGCACUGUACUACUCCAACACCUGGUUCUCGGCCCAUCUACCUCUUCAGAGCAACUCCAUCUACGACAACACCGGUGCCGUCUUCAAUGUUUCCAAGGUCAUCAACAAAAAGGAUGACUUUACUUUUGAUCCCCAGAAGUAUGCGGACUAUUCCCAAAUCUACCUGCCCGUCACCUACGCCCUCAACACCUUCGGUUUGUCCUUCGCCACAAUCUCAUCACUCUUCGUAUGGCUUUUCCUCGAGAAGCGACAGGAGCUAAUGGAAACCUUCCGUGGUGCUAUCCAAUCAUUCAAAUCACGAGCGCAGGGCCCUACUCGCGACAAGCUCCAGCCGCAGUAUGAAGCUGUGCCACAAUGGUGGUACAUGGCCGCAGCUCUCGUAGCAUUGGGCAUUGGUAUUUUCACCUACGAGUUCUAUCCUGUCCAGCUUCGCUGGUACGGUGUCAUCUUUGCCAUGGUGGUAUCCUCUGUCUUUUUCGUCCCUCUUGCCUGGGUGUACGCCACCAGUAACAUCAAGAUCCAGAUUGACAUCUUCUGUCGAAUCAUCGCUGGCUAUGUCUGGGAAGGUAAGGUUCUGGCCAACAUUUGGUUCUUCAAUGUUGGUUAUAUCUCCGGCAUCAAGGGACUUGCCUUUGCUCAGGAUCUGAAGCUCGGCAUCUACUGUGGCAUCCCCCCAAGAAGCCUAUUCGCUGUUCAACUUGUGGGCCUUGUCAUGGGUACCUUGGGUCAAGUCUCGGUGUUGAACUGGGCGCUUGGACAUAUUCCUAACGUGUGUGACCCCAAGCUUGCACCUAACGGUUUCACCUGCCCCUUCUCACGAACGCACUUCAACACAAGUAUGGUCUGGGGUGCUCUUGGACCUCGUCGCUUCUUCGAGGAGGGUGCUCUAUACAGACCAUUGCUCUGGUUCUUCUUUGUCGGCGCCACUCUUCCCGUAGUAGUCUACCUACUUCGAAAAAAGGUCUUCCCUCACGUCAGUUGGCUGAAGAAGAUCCACGUGCCCUUGUGGCUCGGUGGUCUGAACUACAUCCCCCCCGCUUCUGGUGUCAACUACGGCAGUUGGGCUCUCUUUGGCCUUUUGUUCGGAGUUGUCAUCAAGAAGCGUAAGGCGGACUGGUGGCGACGAUUCAACUUUGUCUUCAGUUCAGCUCUUGACUGUUCAGUAGCCAUCGCUGGUAUCGUCAUCUUCUUCUCCAUUUUCUACACAGGUGCCGCGAAGAACUUUAAGUGGUGGGGUACCAACGUUUACAAAAACACAUGUGACUGGGAGGGCUGCACAUACAGGUCUACCCCCAGUGGGCAGACAUUUGCACCUUGA
Messenger RNA from Fusarium coffeatum, 2274 nucleotides. RefSeq lists its product as uncharacterized. The transcript has 7 exons. Gene Ontology annotation, biological process: transmembrane transport. NCBI's taxonomy places the organism in Eukaryota, Fungi, Ascomycota, Sordariomycetes, Hypocreales, Nectriaceae. Bases 1 to 2274 code for a protein of 757 amino acids. Gene Ontology annotation, molecular function: oligopeptide transmembrane transporter activity. The record is from RefSeq and is a predicted model, not a curated record.